Messenger RNA from Camellia sinensis, 944 nucleotides. NCBI's taxonomy places the organism in Eukaryota, Viridiplantae, Streptophyta, Magnoliopsida, Ericales, Theaceae. The record is from RefSeq and is a predicted model, not a curated record.
ACUAUUCUUCAGAGACAUUAUGGAAAACAUUUUAAAAGGAUAUUUUAUGCUGUUUAGAAUAUCAUACUGAAUUCAUUUUAGGAAAUUGGGUGUAAUAAUUAGUAUGAAUUGUCAUAUUUACUGUUUCCUUGGUUGCUCCUGCUUCUUGUUUGGACCACAUGUUUCUGUAUUCUCUAACACUUCUGGGAUUAGAUACUAUUUAUGAACAUGUGUGGAGAUACACCUCAUGUAUGCUUCAUUAAUUAUAGUGGAACAUGUUGAUACAAUGUUUUCCCAAUUGUUUGUUCACUUGUCAAAACAACAAAAUUUUUCCACAUUGGUUAUUUACUGAGAUUAUGAUUUUCUUGGGCAGUCACAUUGAUAGUAUAUCUUUGAUGGGCCAAUUUACAGAUGUACCACUUUUUUCCCCCAUAUUUUGUGGGGCAUCUGCUAGUCCUUCUAAUUAGUUUAUCUGUCUUGCAGCCCCAAUUGCUCAGUUGAUGUUUAGUUCACACCUGACAAAAUCCAAGGCGGAGAAGUGUAAGGCACACAUAUUACUAGCAUUUGAGUCUGUUCUUGGGUCCCCUGUGACAAUUGAAAUUAGAUGUGAAUUUAGGAAAGAUGCAAGGGCUGGGGUUAAUACGCCACUCAUCUUACCUGAUUCUCAGGAUGGUACAUCUCUGAUGCAUACAAAUGCAGAGCUUACCAGUGGUAACAGUAUGACUGCACUAGGAUAUGGUGAUACCAGCAAAAGGGUUCCUAAAGAAAGAGCUGUAGACAUUGAUGCAGCAGAUGUUGAUAAUGAAUUGGCAGUUGUGAAGUAUGUUGAGGGCAUCUACAAGUUCUACAAGUUAACAGAGGGUGAGAGUCAAGUUCACAAUUACAUGGAUUCACAGCCUGAAAUCAAUUCAAAGAUGAGAUCAAUUCUCAUAGACUGGUUGACAGAGGUUCACAGGAAGUUUGAA